AACGAAUCGCCGCCCCGAUCCACGGCUGAUUACCCCGUCUCGCCAAGGCCUCGUCCAGCAUUUCUGCGGUUCUUCCCACUCUUCCCGCGUCGUCCACCACGUGCAACCCGAUCGCCACGCUACUGUCACUGUCUGUCAUCUCCCCUGUCUCUGUGCGCAGUCGACUUGGCUGUGCGCCUCUCUCUGCGUCCAGACGGGUACAGUCGAUCGGAUACGGUUUGCUGCGAAUCCACUGCUCGUCAGCGCUCUCGACGUCUCCGGUCUUGGUCCUGUCGAGUCCGACGACACCCCUACUUCCUGCUCGACUCCCGUGGAAGUUCACGAGUGCCUUUCUGAUCUUCUGCCAUCGAUCACUUCCUUUCGUCCCCGGAGGCUCGAUUGUCACUCCCUUGCCAUUGUUUGCCCUCGGAGCCGUCGCUGUUCCCCCUCCCGCGGAACGGUCGUGUGUCUCCGUCUCCUCCCUUGCGACUCGACCAUGAGAUUUGGCGAUCACGAAAGAGCUCCCCACUGCGUCGACUGCCGAUUCCCCCAGCCUCCGUUAGUCAUAUUCUAUUAACUGUCUGUCGUUUGCCAUGGAGACCGCUCUGGCUCGUCGGCCAUGGGAUACCCCCGGCAUGGAGACGCAGCCGCCCCCGGCUUCCUCAUCGCAAACUCUCCCCUCCAUAUCGACGCUCACCGCGAGCAUGAAUUCCCCAAUGCCACAGCCUUCGGAGAAGUCGCCGGGUAAUUCCUCGCUGAACACAAUGGAGCGGGAUUCGGGCAAUUGGUCCAUGCCUCAGAGCACCAGAUCAUCCACCUAUUCGACCAUGACCAACGGAACCGGCAAUUAUCCCUCGCACCCCUUCCUCCGGUCCUCCCAACCCUCCCCCAGUCGCCUCUCCUACGUAUCCGACCGGUCUCCGUACCCGAACGAACAAUCCACCACUCCUUCUCCCGCCGGGGCGCAACCUCAUAUGGCCUCGUCCCAGCUCAAUUCCGCGCUCCCAUCGAUUAACCAGAACUUUGAUACGCGAUCGCAACGGAGCAGUAUCAUAGACCCUCCCGUCGAGUCACGGCGCAGCAGUAUCGAUAGUCGGGUGAACCAGGGUAUCGGCUCUUUGGCGAUCAAUCCCCCAUCCCCCUACCACAGCACGAACGCUUCACAGUCGUCCAUCGUCUCUGGUCUCCAGCGGGAGCGUGGCAUUUCCAAUGACAUGCCUAAUUCCUACCGAGGUGCCCUCUACUCGGGAAGCCAGCCUCUCUCCCCCCUAGGCCCACGGGCUGGUGAACACCGUUCAACCGCCCCUAGCCGCACUGCGCCAGCCAUCUCGUCGAAUCCGCGCUCCGAGAUAUAUAAUGCAGAGGCACCCACUGCGGGUCUUGCGUACGCCUUUCCAGAUCCCGAUGUUGCUAGGUCCAAUUCAGGCUCGUCCACGACAGACCAUUCUUCGCGAUUUUCGCGCAAGGGGAGUGCUGCUGAGUCUCUUACUAGCAGUGCCUACUCCCUGGAAUCGCGUUUACCUCGAGGACAACAAGAACUUCCUCGGGAUGUUCAUCACCACUCUCUGCAACACAAACAGGUUAGGAAUCUCAUUGGAGAUCCCGAACUCCAUAGCAGUAGUACCCCGUACAGCAGAACCCCAGAACUCAGGGUUACCCACAAGCUCGCCGAGAGGAAGCGGCGUAGCGAGAUGAAAGACUGCUUCGAGGCCCUGCGCCUUCGCCUUCCCCAAAGCCAGUCGAACAAGUCGAGUAAAUGGGAGACGUUGACGAGAGCCAUUGAAUACAUAGGACACCUGGAGAAGUCACUGGGCCAGGUCCGCCGGGAGAAUUCGGUCCUGAAAACCGAGGUCGAGGAGUUGCGGGCGCAGCUUAGCCAACAGCAAGCUCAUAGCCAGUCGCGACAGCCGUCGAUCUUCGCAUCGCAGACAAACGGACAGCCGCAGGGUCCUGCGUUCUCCAACUAUGCUGCUUCGGGGACCGGCAUGCUUACAGAUCAACCUCGUACUCUACCACCUCUAGUGAAUGGAUCAGUGGCUCCGAUGCAAGGUGUGCAGUACACCGAAGACAGACGAUAGACAGGGUUGCGUGGCCGCGUCUUAUUUUAUUUUAUCUUUCUCUAUGACCAUUCAACUAUCGAGCCGGAGGACCGUCCAAGCAGCGUGGACUUGACCUGGGCACGGCUUCACGACUAAAUUUCGGACUAUUUCACCAAGUUUGACCGUGACUCUGUCAUGCGCUUGGAUAAUGUCUUUUCUUUCUAAUUUCCUGUCAGUUUAUUUUUAUCUUUAUGUUUAUUUUUUGGCAAAACAUUGCCACUGGACACCGUUAGAUGUUGAUCUAUUCAAGCCAUUUUUACGUCUCUUUGCGUCAUUUGCAUUGGAAAAUGGACCGUGGCGCGGGCUGUCAUGUUGUUGGAAGUUGAUUCGAUUCUGCUACUAUACGCUGUCACCAUAUUUUGAGCGGACAUUGUCGAGGCUACGAGACUUGGGUUAAUUGAUUCCCGAUUUGGUUAACGGCUUUUAUUUGCAUGUAAAGAAAAGUCUUCGGUGUGGAUCUUUUUUCUUCUCUUCGUCAUUUCCUUUUUCUUCUUGAUUUAUUUCCACCUUGGAUACUUGGAUAUGGGGUUAAGAGUGAUGAUGUCUUGAUUCAUAGCAGAGCAGUGAGGUGGCAUGAGAAGAGAACGUCUCUGGGAGCGUUUAUUGAUAUAGUUUUCUUACUUGGUAAGAAUUCAUUUUCUCUCAAGUCCACUGUACUUUCUCAUUUCCCUAUCCCUGUAGAUAUAACGAAAAUGCACGCUUCAUAUGCGGUCAGCAGUCUCCAGAUGCUUACAUGAACACACGAAAAUGAAGCCAAG
Molecule: messenger RNA, 2836 nt
Organism: Monascus purpureus
Lineage: Eukaryota; Fungi; Ascomycota; Eurotiomycetes; Eurotiales; Aspergillaceae
Source: the annotation of a GenBank genome assembly